UCCAACAAAGUCCCAGCCCCCACAUCUCAUCCACAUGUAUAAAACCCCCCACCACUCUCUUAACUCUUACCACCACCACCACCACCACAAUGGCUUUCACACCUCUCUCUCUCCUCCUCUCUCUCCUCCUCUCCCUCCUCCUCGCCUCCCAAACCCUCGCCCAGACCCCCACCGCCCCAGCCCCCUCUCCGGGCCCGAUCAACAUCACCGAGAUUCUCGUGCGAGCCGGCCAGUACAACACCUGGAUCCACCUCCUCACGGUCACCCAAGUCGGCAGCCAGAUCGACAGCCAGGUCAACAACUCCAACCAGGGCAUGACCGUCUUCUGCCCCACCGACAACGCAUUCAACAACCUCCCCACCGGGACCUUGAACAACCUCACCAUCCAGCAGCAGGUGCAGCUCGUGCUCUACCACGUCCUCCCCCAGUACGACACCCUCGCCGAUCUCCUCACGGUCAGCAACCCCGUCCGGACCCAGGCCUCCGGCCAGGACGACGAAGUCUUCGGGCUUUACUUCUUCGGCCAGAACAACGAGGUGAACGUGUCCACGCUCAUCGUGUCGACUCUGGUCAGCAACUUCUUGCGCGAGCAGUUUCCUUUGGCCAUGUACGAAGUGGACAAGGUUCUGAUGCCUAAGGAAUUCACUGAAUCUCCCGCCCCCGCGCCUGCGCCGGCGGCCGCAAACACCAGCUCACCGAGCACCACGAAGUCGACGACGGCGGCGGCUAAGGGCAGUGGCUCGGGACGGUUAGGGGUGGGCUUGGGUUUGGUUGCUGGUCUUGGGUUGUUCUGCAUUGGGCUUCUCCCCUGAGGAUAUACGUGAAUUUUUUUUUUUCUUUCUUUUCUUGUGGUUAUUUCAUGGCAUGAGUCGCUAUUUCUUUCCUUUUUUUUUCUUU
Rhododendron vialii is the source of this 897-nucleotide messenger RNA. RefSeq names its product fasciclin-like arabinogalactan protein 9. The transcript has a single exon. The record is from RefSeq and is a predicted model, not a curated record. Lineage: Eukaryota; Viridiplantae; Streptophyta; Magnoliopsida; Ericales; Ericaceae. Bases 90 to 812 code for a protein of 240 amino acids.